UUUGAACUCCUAAAAAAGUACAUAUUCAAACUAUUGUGGUACAAAUGCUAAUUAUACAAAAAAAUAGGGUUCCUUUUGUAAUUUUCCAAAAUAAGGGGGUAGUAUCACAAUUCUCUGCGGAGAUCGAAACCACUCUCCAUCUGAUGUACCAGUGAGCGAUUUUACAGUUUGAAGAAGGUAUACAGGGAGGGAAGAAGAGGAGAGAUGCAGUGGUAUAUCGUCGCUUCAGUACUCACCAUUCUCACAAGCUCUCAGGGAAUUUUGACAACAUUAUCGCAGAGUAAUGGGGGAUACAAAUAUGACUACGCUACCGUGCCUUUUCUUGCUGAAGUUUUCAAGCUUAUUGUAUCCGUUGUGUUACUGUGGAGAGAGCUCCAGAGGUCACCUUCUCCGAAAAUGACAACUGAAUGGAAAAGUGUUCGACUAUAUCCAAUCCCGUCGAUCAUUUACCUCGUCCACAACAAUGUGCAGUUUGCUACUUUGACGUACGUGGAUACCUCCACUUAUCAAAUAAUGGGCAACUUAAAGAUUGUUACAACUGGAAUACUAUUCAGGCUGUUUUUGAAGAGGAAGCUUUCUAAUUUGCAGUGGAUGGCAAUUAUUCUAUUAGCUAUUGGAACGACCACUAGCCAGGUAAAAGGUUGUGGAGAAGCUUCUUGUGACUCACUCUUCUCAUCACCAAUUCAAGGAUACAUGCUGGGUGUAUUAUCUGCAUGUCUGUCUGCAUUGGCUGGUGUUUACACGGAGUUCUUGAUGAAAAAGAAUAAUGACAGCUUAUACUGGCAGAAUAUUCAACUAUAUACAUUUGGUGCAAUAUUCAACAUGGCAAAACUAGUCGUGGAUGAUUUUAGAACUGGGUUCGAGAAUGGACCAUGGUGGCAACGUCUAUUAAAUGGAUAUACAAUCACAACUUGGAUGGUAGUCUUAAAUCUUGGGUCAACUGGGCUGCUGGUGUCGUGGUUAAUGAAAUAUGCAGACAACAUUGUUAAGGUGUAUUCCACGUCCAUGGCGAUGCUACUGACAAUGGUAAUAUCUGUGUUCCUUUUCAACUUCAAACCAACUGUACAGCUCUUUUUGGGUAUUUUUGUGUGCAUGAUGUCACUGCACAUGUAUUUUGCCCCUCCAAGUAUGCUUGUGGAUUUGCCUUUGACUUCAAAAGCCGCACCUGAAAGUGCAGUCGAAGUUUCUGUUGAUCGAAAAGCAGCUUCAUAAGAGCAUCCAUUCUUUUCGAUUUUAUAUCAGUAUUUCUCGAGGGUAUCAAAUGGGAAUCUUUUCCAAUCAUCGGGGCGUGUGAGAUGUACAGUGCAAGAGGUGUA
Messenger RNA from Erythranthe guttata (spotted monkey flower), 1316 nucleotides. Its product is annotated as Nucleotide-sugar transporter family protein. Lineage: Eukaryota; Viridiplantae; Streptophyta; Magnoliopsida; Lamiales; Phrymaceae. Gene Ontology annotation, biological process: pyrimidine nucleotide-sugar transmembrane transport. The record is from RefSeq and is a predicted model, not a curated record. Gene Ontology annotation, cellular component: Golgi membrane. Gene Ontology annotation, molecular function: pyrimidine nucleotide-sugar transmembrane transporter activity.